GAUUACUGCAUGAGCAAAAAAAUCGUCUUGAAUCGUCAACAAAUUGAUCUCCAAGAUGGACACAAACUGGACAGAAUACAAGUGUAAAUCAGGACAAACUCUAUUUAUCUACAACAAGGCGACAGGAGAACACAAGUGGCCAUCUGAUGGCUCUACAGCAGACAACUGUGUCAUGAUUGGUCAACCAGUUGUCUACAAAGAAGUCUGCACCAUUGGUACACAGACAGAUGACAAUGGAUGUAAUAAUGGCUGUACUUCCAUCUACAUCAAUACAGACCAUGUUAUCAACAUCACACAAACAUCACCACUGCAAGAACCAGUUGUUUUAAAAGUAGCUAGAGAUGACAUAGAUAUUGAACCUGGUCUAGAUAAUGGAUUGGAUAAUGGAGGGAGAGAAGAGAUAAGCAUGGAAGACAUCACCAACAACACAGAAACACCUUCAAAAGAAACAGGUGAAUUAGAUGAAGUCACAGACAAGUCUGUUCUUGAAGAAACAUGUGAGGACAGCUUUGAUGGAGACGGUGCUCAGCCAACAGAUGAGCCUGUCAAUAUUAACGCUAACGAUGAAUUUGAGGAAGAAGUUGGAAAAAGCACUAAACAUGCCGUACAAAACACAAAAACCAGCAAUGAAGCUCGUUUCAGGUGUCGCUAUUGUUACAAAAGAUAUAAUGAUGAUUUCAGGUUUCAACGACAUCUUAAGUCACAUGAACAUGGACCCUCAGAGUGCUCAUACUGCAAAAGAACGUUUUUCAGGCAGUAUGACUUGAAACGUCACAUGAAAACUCACACUGGAGAGAAACCAUUUCAAUGCCCGCAAUGCAAAAAGAAAUUUGCACAGAGGGAACAUUUGAAAAAUCAUGCAAGAUUGCACACAGGAGAGAGGCCCUUUGAAUGUUCUUACUGCAAAAAGAAAUUUGCGCAAAAGGCCGUUUUAACAGCACACUUAAAAAGACAUUCAGAGAGGACAUUUGAGUGUUCUUACUGCUCGAAGAAAUUUUUUAAAAAACAAGAUAUCGAACGUCAUUUAAAAGUGCAUACCAAAGAGAAGCCAUUUGAAUGUUCCUUCUGCAAAAAGAAAUUCGCAACAAAGGAAUACUUAAAAUAUCAUGAAAAAACACACACUGGAGAGAAGCCUUACGAAUGUUCUCAUUGCAAAAAGAAAUUCCCACGAAAGGAAAAUUUAGACUUUCAUGAAAGAAUGCACACUGGAGAGAAGCCAUUUGAAUGUUCUUACUGCAACAAAAAAUAUGCACGAAAACAAAGAUUGGAAUAUCAUUUAAAAACGCACGCUUCAGAGAAGUCUUGGGGUGGACCUCAUGGAAAAUAAAAGGCAUCAGUUGUGUUAUCCAAAUUCUGUUUAACAUAAACAUAACCAGGUGGUUCCUGGCAAUUAUGCCUCUCAUUAAACCUUAACUUGUACCUAUGACAUGCAUUAGGGACAAUGCGUCCGCCAUCUUGAAAAGUGAGACCCGAAUCACUAUGUCAUUUAGAUGUUGUCCCUUAGAAC
Molecule: messenger RNA, 1507 nt
Organism: Exaiptasia diaphana
Lineage: Eukaryota; Metazoa; Cnidaria; Anthozoa; Actiniaria; Aiptasiidae
Product: oocyte zinc finger protein XlCOF6.1
Exons: 2
Coding region: 56-1327 (423 amino acids)
Biological process (GO): regulation of transcription by RNA polymerase II
Cellular component (GO): nucleus
Molecular function (GO): RNA polymerase II transcription regulatory region sequence-specific DNA binding; DNA-binding transcription factor activity, RNA polymerase II-specific
Source: RefSeq, a predicted model, not a curated record